AUGUCGACCUCCAUCGAAGGACAACCCCAAAUUCCCGCCCGGGAUAACGCCGGCCCCGAAGUUGCUAAGCAGGAGAGCAUUUCUCAGAAUCCCUCUCAGCCUCAAAUCCCUGCCAUGGACAACGCCAGCACCGGAGAUGCCAAGCACGAGAGCUUUUCCCAGAGUUCUGCUCAGCCUCAAAUCCCUGCCAUGGACAACACCAGCACCGGAGGUGCCAAGCACGAGAGCUUUUCCCAGAAUACCUCUCAGCCGCAGAACAUCGAGAACAAGGACCACGCCGUGAGCUCCGGAAAGGUCGAGAACGCCGAGAACGCCGGUAGCUCAGAGACCGCCGGAAACUCAGAGAAUGCCGAGAAGACCAUGGACCAAGGCCGUCGCGGCACUGCAGCCAUCAUGGAAGACCACCACGUCAGCAGGGAGGCCCUGAAGGGACCUACCGGUGACGCAAAGAAAACCGCAGCAGAGUUCGAGAAAGAGAACAAGACCGGCAAGCCUGCCGGUGGAUCUAUUGCUGAAGAGGGCGACUCAUCCGAAACAAAGGAUCACGCCAAGGGCGACCACGACAAGGGCGACGGCCACAAGCAGAGCACCAUGGAGAAGCUCAAGGAGAAGAUCGCGCACCCGCUACAUGGCAAGAAGUCCGAGUAA
Molecule: messenger RNA, 648 nt
Organism: Penicillium nucicola
Lineage: Eukaryota; Fungi; Ascomycota; Eurotiomycetes; Eurotiales; Aspergillaceae
Exons: 2
Coding region: 1-648 (215 amino acids)
Source: RefSeq, a predicted model, not a curated record